AUGGAGACCAUGAGCGAGGACGGCUGCACCUUGGCUCACAUCAGCCUCCUCCACGACCUCCACCUCGCCGACGUCCCGGCCGGCGCCCCGCUGCCUCAGUGCCACGCCUGCAGACUCGACUGCACCCCGACGGCCGCGUGCGGGUACGCCCUGCACCCGUCGUGCGCCCGCAUGGGGCGGACGAUGCGGCACCCGGCGCACCCCGAGCGCCCGCAUCACUGCCAAUUCGACCUCCACCUCCCGUGCGCCGCGCUGCCGGACGCGGUCACCUCUCGCGUGCACCCGCACCCGCUCAGGCUCGCCUACGAGAACGUGCACGAGGGCAGGAAGGGCGUAGUGGUCAUCUGCACUUGCGACACCUUCGCCGCCCACGUCGGCUGCGCCGUGCCGGACGCGGCGGUGAAGGAUAUAUACCGGAGGAUUGACAUGCAGAAAGUGCGAGCGGAACUCGAGGCGAGCAAGACGGCGGCGCAGCUGCAGCAGUACCAGCGGACGGCGGUGCUGCUGCAGCAGUACUAG
Messenger RNA from Phragmites australis (common reed), 519 nucleotides. RefSeq lists its product as uncharacterized. The record is from RefSeq and is a predicted model, not a curated record. The transcript is spliced from 3 exons. Bases 1 to 519 code for a protein of 172 amino acids. Lineage: Eukaryota; Viridiplantae; Streptophyta; Magnoliopsida; Poales; Poaceae.